This is a messenger RNA of Wallemia mellicola CBS 633.66, 988 nucleotides long. RefSeq lists its product as hypothetical. The annotation marks the transcript as partial. The transcript is spliced from 4 exons. Lineage: Eukaryota; Fungi; Basidiomycota; Wallemiomycetes; Wallemiales; Wallemiaceae. The record is from RefSeq and is a predicted model, not a curated record.
AAGAAUUGCAGGUUUCAUCGACGACUCCCGGAUUAUCGCCAUUCACUGCCAGACCGCGGCUUCUCUGGCGUGGUUGUCUGCUUUCACAAGGAUGGCCACUUGAGGGCGUAUGUUUUACCACGAACAUUCUCCCUUUACCUUCCCCUAUGGUCGACGGCUCAGUCCAGGACCUCACACUGGCUUUAGAAAUGACGCGACAUCAGCCUCUACAUAUUCGCGAUAGAUUGAACUUAAAUAUGGAAAAAUGGACGAUUGAGAAUACAAAUAUUCGGGUUUGGAUUGAUCCACGUGCUAUUAUGACCGUAAAAUGGAUUGAACGCAUCUUCGGUAAUCCUUUGUCUUCAAGUACGCAUCUACACGCUGUUAUAGUUUCUAUAGAUGAUAUAGCGGAGGAUCCAGAUCCUUCGAAUGAGUUUAUAAUUUUUCAUGACACAGUAAACGAAAGUUUAAACAUCGGACGGCGGAGAAAACGUGAAAAGGAGAAGGCUAAUGUAGCCAGACCUGAUGAUCCUUUGCCCAGGACUAUCGUACCUGCACAACCAAAGCUUGCACCGUUAGACAGAUUAAAUGUUCGUAAAUCCUCCAGCGAGCUCUCAAGGUUAUUCCCUACUCGACCAUCUUCGUCAAGGCAAUCCUCAUCCGAUAAGGACAAAUUACAAAUGAAACCACCAGAAAUGAAGCGCAAACGAAGCUCACUUGUCCCAAACACAUCAUCAAUAUCGAUUGAGUCACGAGCCGCUUCACCAGCAUCCAGUGAUAACAGUGUAUUUGGCACACCUACCAAUAAUCAAACUGAAACAAUAAACAAAUCAUCAAUAAAAAAGCAGAUGAUAGCAACAUUUGCAAAUUACAAUAUUACAAGAUCACAUCCUGAGUUUAAUGAUUUGUGGUCAAUAUGCAACAAAGGAGUCGCAUUUGCAUUAAGGCAUAAAAUAAACAUGGAUAUUAUCGAACGGCAGCAAAUUGACAGCAUUGUUCUUCAGCAUUU